Molecule: messenger RNA, 5853 nt
Organism: Pelecanus crispus (Dalmatian pelican)
Lineage: Eukaryota; Metazoa; Chordata; Aves; Pelecaniformes; Pelecanidae
Source: RefSeq, a predicted model, not a curated record
AUGUCACUUGUUCGCAAGAGGCCACUUGAGUCGAAACGUCUCGUUGCUCAGCUGUGCCUCUCCGGAGAGAAAUGCGACGUACAGCUGGCGCAAGCCAGCCAGAUGCACCCCUUCAGGAUGCACAGAGGGGAGAAUCUGCCUGAUUUAUCAUUUCCGACUGACAUGAAGAAUGUGCCGCUGUUCACAGACCAUGUUGAUGCUUCCAGAGACAUUCAUGCACCACAUGGAUCUAUGAUGAUACCUGAACAACCUUUCUUGGGGCCCCUGUAUUCUCCUGCAGAGGCUCUAGACCCAUCAGCCUUCAUUGGCCUGGAUUCAACUGCAGAAUUUCUACAAGACAAAGCAGUGCCUGAAGAACAUUGGAUGGGAGCUCAGCAUGAUGCGAAGGGACCAGAUGCCUCUUUCUUUGUUGAGCCACCAGUGCCCCCCACAGUGACUGAAGCAAUAAAGCCGAAUUUGCCGGAAAGCCCUGCAGCGGUGGCUCCUGGUUUCGUUCCUGCUGCGGUAACCGCAUCCCCAGGAGAGGCUGACGCUACCGAUGGACCAAAAGGUGCGGCAUCAGCAGAUGCAGCGUGUGUUCCUGCCUCAGAUGUCAUGUCCGUUUCUGCAGAACAAGCUGGGUCCGUUCUUGCAGGAGACACCAAGCCUCCUCAAGCUCUGGAUGCUGGAUUUCCACCUACAGCAGAAGCCAGCCCUCUUCAGGCUGUGGAUGUUGGGUUUGCCUCUGCACCAGUAGCCGAGCCUCCUAACGCUGUCAGUGCUGCAUCCGCCCCAGUGGCGGAUACUGGCUUCACCCCAGCAGCAGAUGCCGCGGCCCAUUAUGCUAUGGAUUUGGAGUUUGCCCCAGCAGAAGAUGCAGGGUUUGCCCCAGCAGCAGAUGCGGAAUCUCACCAUGCUAUGGAUUUGGUGUUUGCUCCAGCAGCAGAUGUGGAAUCUCACCAUGCUAUGGAUUUGUUUGCCCCUGCAGCAGAAGUCAACCAUCAUCAUGCUAUGGAUUCUGGGUUUGCUCCUGUAGCAGAAGCCAAGCCUCUUCCUGACAUGGAUUCUGGGUUUGCCUCUGCAGAAGCUAAACCUGUCUCUGCAGCUGACACCAAGGCUGCUGCACCUGAAGAGCUGAUGACAUCCGAGUCUUCUGUUGAGCAAGACAAGUCACCCUUCGACAAGUCUCCCGCAGAAGCAACUGCAAAUGUGGAACAAGAAUUGAAAGUCCCAGAAGCUUGUGUUGAUCUUUUGGAGAAAGCUGAAGACAGCAGACCACCUCCCAGCCACCAUGAGGAGCAUCUUCCAGAACAGACGAACCAUCUUUCAGAACCAACAGUUCCAGUGGAAGCAAAAGAAGCUGUUGCACUAGAAAAUAAAGACCUCCUUCCAGAAAAAUCUGUUACUCCUGUGGAUGUUACCAUUACAGAGAAACAAAAGGAGGAGGCUGAACACAACCAUGUCCAACAUGCAGAACCUCAGCAAGAAAAAACUCUGCAAGAGCCCACAGGUCUACCUACUGCACAAAUAAGGCAAGCUAACAAAUCAAGUGAACGCAGGUUUGGCAGAGCAAAACCUGCACCAGUGCCUAUUGCAGAUGUGCCAGAGGAACGUCUGAUAGGUCUCCCACAACAGAAGAGUACUGCCCCAAAAGUAGACCCCUAUUCUGUAGCGGAACUUGGAUGUGUGGCUGGAACAUCCCCUCGCACUAGGGUUUCACAUAAAAAGGCAACUGAGCAGCCGUCCAGUGUGCUGUCGGAGUUUGUGGAGAGCUGCAGAGAUGUACCAAGGGAGAGCUGGGAUUUGGAAGGUUCCCUGGCCAUUGUGAAGAAAAAGAAAAAGAAACCAAAACAAAAGAGAAACCAGCUGCCAAGAGCAAUGGAGUUCUGGGAUGAAAACGUAACAGUCUCAAAAGCUCCUAGAAACUCUCCAUUUGCUGCUGAAUUGCAAAAACCAGAUGUCCGUCCCGUAACGCCUGCUGAAGCUCGCAAAGAGCAGUCGGUUGCCUCAGGAAGCAGAGCUUCAGAUAUGCCAACCGAUGCUAAAAUAAUAACUGCAAGUCAUAUCCUGGAGGAGCAAAAUGCCUUCUCAGUGCCAGCACCAGCACAGCGGGCCCCAAAACCCAGCAUGCCGCUAGAAUCUGUGUUGGAUGCAAAAAAUGGGGCCGUCAGGAAAACAGAAGAAAUGAGAGGUGACGGUUUGAUGCUGCAGUCUGAAGGCAAAAGAAAAGAGGUUCCCGCGCAGCAAGUAGGCAAGACUAAGGUGGGGGAAUCUGUUACAGCAAAGGUGCCAACCGAGCCUAUGGAAAGAGAUUUUCUUGAUAAAAAUGAGAAGAGGGAGUAUAAAGAGUCAAAAUGUGCUGACCUGACGCCAUCUCUUUCGGGAGCGAACAAUCUAAGCAAAGUAGAAACUCCUUUAGAGACCAAACCUUCAGAAUUGCUCCUUUCUGAUAAAGAGCCCGCGGCCCCGUCGGACAAGCCUCCGCACGAGCCAGAGGCAGCUGGCGAAACUAAACCAGCGUCCUCCGAUAAAUGCGCGCCCGUUAGCGCGGAGGGAGUAACGAAGACUCCAACAGAUACUGCUAAAACGCCUGCUACACCAUCAGUUUUACCAAAACCUGCGGAAGUCACUGCUUUGCGAAACAGAAAGGCUGACAAUUUUUCAGAGCAGCCAUUUCUUCUGUCGGCUCAGGCUGAUGCAACCAACCAUCCCGCCUCUGCAGAGGCGGUGGACAGAGCGAUGGUAGCAGAUUCCCCUGACAGAAACAAAGGGAAAGGAUUUGCUGCGUUAGAGCAGCAGACUGGAAAAGAUCCCAAUAUUGCACAUGGGAUGGACAGACCUAAAAAAAAGCGUGGUGAAGGGAAGGUAAAAAAAAUCAAAAGCUUCUCUGAGCAGACGAUGCUUGCGGAGGAUGUAAGCAGAUUUACUGACGGAGUGAGGACAGCUGAGGCUGUAAAAGAAAGGACUUUCCCUGAUAAAGGCAGAGGUUUUGCUGCACGAGGACCUCCGUCAGUAAGCAUUACACACGCUCAUCCUGCAGACAAGCCAAAAAAAAGAGGUAGUGAUGGAAGAAGUAAAAAAGGCGACAGAAGUUUUUUCCAGCAGCCUUUUCUUGAGAGUAAGAUGGACCCAAGCAGUUUUCCUGAUGUAAUCGAUAAAACUAAGGAAGUUAGUGUUAGUGAUAAAGGCAGAGAGAGAGGCUGCAUUACUGCUGAGUGUUUUCAGGAGAACACAUCAGACGUAACUAAAAUGCAAAGGUCAAUUGAACUGGUAACAGAGAAGCCUAAAGAAAGCGUUGGGAAGAAUGAAAUGGCUGAUUUGGGUGCUGUAGACCAACCUUUCCUGCUGGAGGGUAGGAGAGAGGAAGCAAAGCAUCUUGCUGUGGCUGACACGAUCAGCAAAACAGAAGAGGUAAAUUUGGUUAGUAAAGGCAAAGAGGCUGGAAUCACUGCUGCAGGUGAAUCAGUUGUGAUAAGUUCUGAUGCCGCACUGGUGGCAGACAAACCUAGAAAGAGGUGUAGUGAUGGGAAAAGAAAAAAACCUGAAAAAAGUCCUUCGGGGCAGGCAGCUGUUCUGGAUGCUGGGGUGGAAACAAGCAGUCUUCCAAGCAAAGAGAAAGUGGCUGGAAGCACAAAAGAAAUGACCUCUGAUAAAGAUACGGUGUCUGGUUUUGAAAGAGAGCUUUUGCUGGAGAAUCUGACAGGUAUAACCAAAGAGGUGCUGGAAAAGCCUGAAAUACAGGCUGGCAGUAGAAGUUGUUUCUCUAAUCAGCCGGUUCUUUCAGGUCAUAAAAUAGAGACAGCAGAGCCAGAAAUAGUCAACACUAAAGAAACUUGGCCCGUGAAUAAAGGUAAGGAACCAGAUAGAUCUGAGCCUCUCCCAGAGCACAGGGCAGAUGCGGCCGUGGCACACAGUCCCGCCACGGAACUGGUGAUGGACAAGCCUAAGAAAAAAAGUAGAGAAGUGAAAGGCAAAAAGGCUGAAAACAGUCUUGAGCCCUCUGUUGCACUGCGUCCAGGCAACAUCCCUGCAGUAGGUGAAGAGGUGGGAAAUACUAAACACGCUCAGUCGUUUGAUAAAGGCAGAGAGACUAAUUCCAGUACUUCAGGGAGUCUGCUAGGUGACCUAACUGAUACUGCUAAAGUACCAGCUCCUGCUCUACACCCAAGUAGUAAAGAGAAAGGCAAAAAGGUGGAGGCUAACCUGCAGCAGCCAUGUCUUCUGGAGCAUAAAGGAGGUGCAGAGAUGUUUCCUCCUCGGCACAUGGAGACAAGUGACAAACCUGAAGCAGAAAGUCCCGCUCCUUGCAGCACGGGGGGUGGACUUCCUAUCCUAGAGCAUCCAGCAGUGGCAGAUCACACUUUGGCCACAGUUACUGAUAGAUCUAAAAAGAGGGGUUAUGAUGGAAGUAGUAAAAAGGCUAAAAAUGCCUCUGAGCAGCCUGGUUUUCUAGAGCCAAGAACAAACAGGAGAGAAGUACAGCCUCCCGUAGGAUCGGAGAUGGAAUACGGAAUGGAAGACAUGGAUUUGGUAGAUGAAAACAGAAAUAUUAAAAACUUUCCCAUUGGCCCUCAAAUGGUUUGGGAUAAUAAAGGAAGCGGCUUUGAGUCCUUUGCUCAGACUGCAGUAAGCGGCUCUGCUAACACUGGCAAUGUUUCUUCUGGCUUCCCAAAGCAGGCGGAUGAGGGUGCGAGAAGGAAGGGGCUUCCUCCUCCCGAAGCGGUGGCAGAGAGCAGCAGCAGCAGCAAAGAGCCUGCAUCGGGUGCUGAGGAGGAGACACGGGCGCAGAAGUCGUGCAAGCGACCCGUCGGUGUGGGAGACGAAGAGCCUGGAAAAGACGUUUCAAAGGAAGGUGGUAGAACCACAGAGGCUGGUUCCCAGGAUGGGGGCGAGGCAGGUCAACCACUUCCUUUGGACCAUUCAGUUAAACAGGACGUUAAGUCAAAGAAAGACGGAGUUCACCUUUCUCCCGUUGCAAAGGUGGAUGAUAAAGAAAUAAGAACCACUGAUAAAAACCGAAACGCUGACGGCGCUUCCUCAGACCUCCCUCAGAAGGUGGCAGGUUCAAAAAAUAGGCCAGCUCUUGUAGAUGCCAACGGGACGGAGAGACGCGAAGCAGCCAUCUCCAAAGGGACGGAGAGACGCGAAGCAGCCAUGGGCGAGCGGGACGCUGGGUGCGCUUCCCCAGAGCUCGCGGCGGCACCCGAGAGCGGGGCAGGAGCUGCCGUGUCGCAGGCUGCGGCAGAAGCGCUGGCGGAGGGUAAAGCUGGAGAGGCUGAGCUGGGUGGAGGCAAGAAGAGCGCGCAGAGCUCGCUGAAGUACCCGGGCAGUCUGGACAAUAAAGCGGUUGAAGCAGAGCAUGCUGGUGUAGAUCUGACAGCUGCCCAACCAACCAAAGCAAGUCCCAAAGAUGAGGAGAGAGGUCAUUCCCAGCCUGCAGAAGAGGGUGCUGCUCGCGGUGGGGAAGCUCACCUGAAGGAUGCUCCGGCGUUGAAGCCUGAAGGAGAUAAACCUGAAGCCGCCACUAAAGAGAAAGACGAGGAAUGUGAACAAAAAGCUGUGAAGGAGGCGAAGAAAGAGCGCGUUAAAGCAGCAGAACAGAUCAAAGGCUACAUGAGACCCACCAAGUCAAGAGGGGUGCCACCUCUGCCAGCCAGGUCUGCUGCUCCAGAGCGAGAGAAGCAAAGGCAGCCGAAACCCGCUGGUAUGAGCCGGCAGCGGCAAGAACAAGCUUCAAUGCGAACGCUGUCGGGGCGGGGCUGCCGAGGAGCGCGGGCGGCAGAGCCGGCCCCUGGCACAGCUCCGGGCAGUCUCGUGGUGACCGUGCAACGCCUGGGCCGAGUGACAAAGCGUAAGCUGCGGUCGAGCUCGUAG